Rhizophagus irregularis DAOM 181602=DAOM 197198 is the source of this 1017-nucleotide messenger RNA. RefSeq lists its product as uncharacterized. Gene Ontology annotation, molecular function: NAD+ poly-ADP-ribosyltransferase activity. NCBI's taxonomy places the organism in Eukaryota, Fungi, Glomeromycota, Glomeromycetes, Glomerales, Glomeraceae. The record is from RefSeq and is a predicted model, not a curated record.
AUGCCUGGGAAUAGAGAUAGAUGGAGCGACGCUUGCGACGAGUACAUUUGUGGACGGUCUCGCACUUUUUUAUUCCAUAAAUAUCGGCCAGCCUCCGAGAUCAUUAAUAUUUCUGGAUCAGCAAAUAGAAUGGCUGUUUCAACAUUUGAACCAACUCGCGAUGUGGAUAUUGAUUUUAGAAACAGACGAAGAAGAGGACUACAUACCGACAGCAAUAUGUGUAGCCUGGAAGUCAAAACGACAAAAAAUCUUGAAGAUCUCGUUCGGGACAACAUUGAUAGGGACCAGGAAUGCCAGAAGAAAUUUAAUAAGGUCACGACAGGAUUUCGACAUGAGAUACAAUCGUCUCUUUCCCCGAGACGGGAACAUGAAUUUGAUACCAAAUCAAGAACGGUGGCAAUUCGGGAAUUGCGCAGAGACGAACGCGUUGUCCCAUCUAGUGUCCUGGAGACGCGAUCUAGCGAUCAGAUCUCGUGUAAUCAAUACAGAAUCACAAGAAAUGAUACCCCCUUGCGGGAACUGUCUCCUGAUUAUGAAACACAGGACUCUGAAGACGUACUCCUUAAUCUAUUGAAACGGGAUCAUUCCUUUCACGAGACAAACACCAAUGGCUUGUCUGUUUAUGAGAUUGAUAAAUUCUCUAAAAAAUACGCUAUUAUUGGUGCAUAUCCCGUACUUUCAUAUAAUGAUUUAGUUUUCUGGAUAAAAGAUCAUGAUGGAGUUGUAUACAUAUGGUCCCGUAUGGAAAAUAGUAUUAUGCUUGUAGGACACAACAUGAAAGAUGCCCUAAUGAAUUAUCUUUUUCAUCAGGAAAAUCUUCGUUACGUUAAUGAGCAUACAUGUGAAUUGGUACCACUAGACGAAGCUGAACGCGAAGCUGAAGAAUGGAUAAAAUCGUGUGAGAUUGUGAUUGUAACUAAAGAAUCUAUCAAGUCAUUAUUAAGGGGAGAAGAAUCGAAAGGAAGUAGAAAAAAGAAGCAAAAAAAGAAAAAGAAUAAAAAAAAUUAAUGUAAAAAA